UCAGCCGACACCCCCGCCAGACUCCGGCCGCCGUCGGAGGUCGCCGAGCCGCCGAAACCCGGUCCCCCGGCUCACGGAACCCGACGCCAGAUGACGAGAAGUGGGUCGCGCGUCAUCGCUGCGGACCCCUAGGUUUGCGAGGCGUGGGGACGCGCACGGAAAGCCCGCUGAAUGAUCGCCCGAGCGCCGGUCUCCGCGCCGCCGUUUUGCAUUGACGUGGGUAUGCCAUGCACAUCUCCCGCUGCCCUUUUAAUGCAUAGCGCCUUUCUGCACGGCAUGAUGUUACCUGAGGCUGUUUUUUUCGGCUAUUGAUGUCGGUCCGUAUUCCGUAUAUGGAGAAUGGAGCUUUCACAGUGUUAUUUAUAGGUCCUGCUGUGUCCUCCCAGUAUUCCUCCUGGGUGAAAUCGCAACUAGAGAACCAGGUGACAGGGGAAGGAUGGUCUCCCCGCUCAGCCACCCCUGCCGUCAUCGUUCGAACCCACGGCUGUGUGAGUGGAUGGGAGAGGAAAGAGCGAGCACAGUGUCGGCAGCUCGAUGAGGAGGGUCGGGUCCUAGAGUCGGCCAUCUGUGAGACGGUAUUCGCGGCCUGCCUCUGAGAAGCUGCUGGUCCCUCGGCAUGCUGCCGCGACAGAUAACCAUGGCAACGGCUGUUUUCCGUCUGCCGGCUUGACUGGAGAAUUGAGUACUUAAAUCUGGUGCUGCCAAAUGCUGAUGCUGGCGCAGAGGAACGAAGAAUCCCUUUCCUUCUCAAAUCGGUACAUGGCACUUUAACACAGUGGCCCUAGAGCCUAGUAUUUCUAUACAGAUACUGAAAUGGUUCCAGACUUUCUGAGGGGCAAAACAAGAUCCAGAAUUGCUAAGCUAAUCGGGCCAACACCACUAGUAAUCAUGGAAUCUUUUGACACAUAUGACCACUACAUGAACUACCCCUUCCCAGAAUUUGUCCAGUCAUGCACGUUCGAGUGGACUAAGGACCAGAAUUAACCUUCCACUGACCCUCCUGUGAUUUAUGACAGAGAACCUGCAGAAAAUACCCCCCACCCAAACUGAGUAUGUUGUGAUGCAUCUCAGCUACGCUGCAGCACCAAGACAUCCGUCCAGUCUGCUCUCAGGAUUCGAGGCACAUCCUCUGCUCCCUUUGAGUCCAGAACAGAUCACAUUUCGGGCUUCUUUUGAACCCAACAGCUUGAUGGAAUGAGGACGGAUAGACUCUGAGGGAAUACCUGCUCUCCAACCAGAACCGAAGGCUUUUCAAAAAGUUUGAUGUGUCCUUAGGAGACUUAUAUGGAGGAUUAUUGCGUGGUCAGAGAGAGACGAGAAUUCUUAACGCAAUCUCACUGCAUAUUUAUUGCAUACAGAACAUCACAUACAAACUGCAUUUGAAGGGGUGUUUAUAUACAUCUAGGCAACGACAAACAUUCAAAAUAUCAUUAGAGAAGUACACAGCUGUUUCGUAAGCACAAACCUUGCUUUGGAUGUCAACUAUGGCUGCCUGCAAUAGCAGCUCGUUGGACUUGUGUGUCCUGCAGGACCCCAGCAUGACGGAGAUACUGCCUGAGAAGUACGCUCUCAUCAUGCCCAUCACGCUCAGGGUGGUGCUGGCUGCUGUCAUGAUCUGCAUGAUUGGCAUCGGCUUCAUGGGCAACGCCAUUGUGUGCCUCAUUGUCUACCAGAAGCCAGCCAUGCGCUCUGCCAUCAACCUGCUCCUAGCCACGCUGGCCUUCUCCGACAUCAUGCUUUCGCUCCUCUGUAUGCCCUUCACGGCGGUCACUGUCAUCUCUGCUGACUGGCACUUUGGUGGCGAGUUCUGCCGCGUGUCUGUCAUGCUCUACUGGUUCUUUGUCCUGGAGGGCGUCUCUAUCCUCCUCAUCAUCAGUGUGGACCGCUUCCUCAUCAUUGUCCAGCGGCAGGACAAGCUGACGCCACACCGUGCCAAGGUGAUGAUCGGCGCUUCCUGGAUGCUGUCCUUCUUCGUGUCCCUGCCCACCGUGGUGGGCUGGACCGUGGUGGAGGUGCCAACCCGGCCCCUGCAGUGCGUCCUGGGCUACAGCGAGUCCUUGGCAGACCGUGGCUACAUGGUCCUGCUGGCGGUCGCCGUAUUCUUCGUGCCGUUCGGCGUCAUGCUCUACUCCUACCUCUGCAUCCUCAACACGGUACGCCGCAACGCCCUGCGCAUCCACAACCACGCCGAGAGCCUCUGCCUCAACCAGGUCAGCAAGCUGGGCCUGACUGGUCUCCAGAGGCCACCACAGGUCAACGUGGACGUAAGCUUCAAGACACGGGCAUUCACCACCAUUCUCAUCCUCUUCAUUGGCUUCUCGGUGUGUUGGAUGCCACACACCGUGGUCAGUCUGUUGGCGGUUUUCAGCAGCAGCUUCUACUUCAGCCCCAAGUUCUACCCCAUCAGUGUGGGGGCACUGUGGCUCAGCUACCUGAAGACCGUCUUUAACCCCAUCAUCUACUGCUGGAGAAUCAGGAAGUUUAGGGAAGCUUGCCUGGAGUUUAUGCCUAAGACCUGCAGGAUCUUCCCCAAGAUUCCGGGACGCAGUCGACGGAGGAUCCGCCCCAGCAACCUCUACAUGUGCGGUGAAACCCAAUCAGCCGUGUAAGGAAUUGUCUUUGCACCCUUCUCCACCCUCUACACACCCUCUCAGCCCCACAAGCUCUGGCCCCUAAUCUCAGAAACACGCACCUUCCCCCUGUCGAGUCGUAGAGUAUCGUGAACGUCCUUGACAAUGGAAAUGUUUUUGAUGUACCAAAAAAGAGCGAACUGUGUUUAUAGGCCACUUCUUGUCUGUAGAUAACCUUUUCGUAUCCAUUAGUGCACACUGUAGGCAAAUGGUGGUGUGUCUAUCCAACCCUUUGAUAGUUUGAAAAGUCUUUGGUGUCUGUGAAUGUAUGAACCUCGUCCAGAGUUUCCUGAUGCUCAUCCACAUCAUUUCCUCUACACAGUGGGCCAACCUUACGUGAGCGCUGUUACCAUUAGGGUGAGAAUACACAGGGCAACUUUUCAAGCAAUGUUGCUUGGGCACUUCCUCAUUGAUAAUAAGCAACAAAUUUCUAUUUGAAGAACUUAUUUGGGAUCAUCCAGAUCCAGGUAAGUUGCCCUUUGCCUCACUUGGUUGGCAAUUGCCCAGCAACAUUGCUCAAAAAGUUGCCCUGUGCAUCACCUUUACUGUCUUUUUGGCACAUUUGGUUCUCUCACUUCACAACCACGUAAAUGCGACCCCACAAGAAGUGACCCUUUCAGAGUUGGUGCGUCUUGUAAUACAAAUGUUGUAAUUUACUGUUACCAGCUGUGACCCCGUGAGUGAUAAAAUGACUGAUUCGUCAUUCAUAAAUUGGAUAAGUCUCUUCUGGAAUAUCAAAUUAAAAAAAAGGGGAAAAAAUAAAUCUGAUGUAUACAUUCAGGAAA
Paramormyrops kingsleyae is the source of this 3415-nucleotide messenger RNA. RefSeq names its product G protein-coupled receptor 45 (gene gpr45). Gene Ontology annotation, cellular component: membrane. Gene Ontology annotation, molecular function: G protein-coupled receptor activity. Gene Ontology annotation, biological process: G protein-coupled receptor signaling pathway. The record is from RefSeq and is a predicted model, not a curated record. Lineage: Eukaryota; Metazoa; Chordata; Actinopteri; Osteoglossiformes; Mormyridae.